Molecule: messenger RNA, 3804 nt
Organism: Peromyscus californicus insignis
Lineage: Eukaryota; Metazoa; Chordata; Mammalia; Rodentia; Cricetidae
Product: ATP-binding cassette sub-family G member 3-like
Exons: 15
Coding region: 1-1956 (651 amino acids)
Cellular component (GO): plasma membrane
Molecular function (GO): ATP binding; ABC-type transporter activity; ATP hydrolysis activity
Source: RefSeq, a predicted model, not a curated record
AUGUCUUCCAAUAAUGACCCUGUUGCAAUCCCGAUGAUAGAAAGAAAUCCCAGUGACCUUCCUGGAAUGGACACCAGUGACCCAGAUACAUUGACUGGAGAGGCUGUGUUGAGUUUUCAUAACAUCAGCUAUAGAGAAACUGUGCAGAGUGGCUUUCCAUUUCGUAAAAAAACACGUGUGAUAGAAAGACUGUCAAAUAUCAAUGGGAUCAUGAGACCUGGCCUCAAUGCCAUCAUGGGACCUGAAGAUGGGAGCAGAUCUUGGUUGCUAGAUGUCUUAGCUGCAAGGAAAGAUCCACGUGGAUUAUCAGGAGAUAUUUUGAUAAAUGGGAAACCUCGACCUGCUAAUUUCAAAUGUACUUCUGGUUAUGUACCACAAAAUGAUGUGGUGAUGCCCACAGUGACUGUGAGAGACAACAUAGAGUUCUCAGCAGCUCUUCGACUCCCGAUGACUGUAACAAGAGAUGAAAGAAGAAGGCGAAUUGAUGAGAUCCUUGAACUUCUGCAUCUGGAUAAAGUGGCAAGUGUCCAGCCUAUAUCUAAAGAGCUCAAGAAAAGGACCAGUAUAGCAAUGGAGCUGGUUGCAGAGCAUCCCAUUCUGUUCUUGGAUGAUCCCACCACUGGCUUGGACUUGAGGACUACAAUAGAUGUCAUCUCGGUCCUGAGAAGGAUGUCUAUCAGGGGACGGACAAUCAUCUUCUCCAUUAAUCAGCCCCAGUACACCAUAUUCAGAUUUUUUGAUAGCCUCACCUUAGUGGCCUCAGGAAAAGUCAUGUAUCAUGGCCCUGCACACGAGUCAUUGGAGUACUUCACAUCCAAAGGUUACAUAUAUGAUUCCCACAACAACCCUGCAGACUUCUUCCUGGACAUCAUUAAUGGAGGUUUCUCGGCUAUAUUAGACACAGAGGAAGAUGGCCAUGAUGCUGACAAAUAUACAGAGCUUUCUAGGAGACGGCACCAAGUCACAGAAAAAUUAGCCAACAUGUAUGUACAGUCCUCCUUAUACAGAGAAACGAGAACUGAGCUGGAUCCACUCUUGGGGGAACAGAGGGCAGGGAGGAGCUCGGCCUUGGAGGAGAUCACGUGUGUCACCCCUUUCUGGAAUCAGCUCGGGUGGAAUAUCUCUCAUUUAUUCAAAAAUUACUGGGGUUUUCCGCAUGUCACUAUGACUCAGGUAAUUAUCACAAUCAUAGUGGCCGUGCUUAUGGGCAUCACUUUCCGUUUCCUACGAAAUGAUUGUACUGAAGUCAAGACCAGAGCCAACCUGCUCUUCUUGCUCAUAGGCUUUCAGAGCAUCACAAGUGUGACCGCUGGGGAACUCUUUGUGAUCGACAGGAAUCGCUUUUUACAUGAGCAUACCAGUGGAUACUACAGAGUGCCACCAUAUUUCCUUGGGAAAUUGCUGGCUGAGCUGGUACCCAGGAGGUUAUUGACAAGUAUUAUAUUUACUGUUGUACUAUUCAGCAUAGCAGGAGUGAAAACAGAUGUGAAGGGUUUCUUCACUAUGUUAUCUACCAUCAUGAUGUUGGCUUAUUCUGCCAGUUCCCUGUCACUGUCAAUAGGGGCAGGGGAGAUUGCAGCAGAUGUAUCAACAGUACUUGUGAUCAUCUACUUUAUGUUCAUGCUGUUUUUCUCAGGUAUGUCACUAUAUUUAGAAAGCUUAUUACCUGGGCUCUCAUGGAUUCAGUACUUCAACAUUCCUCAUUAUGGAUUUACAGCUUUGCUGCACAAUGAAUUCCUGGGACAAAACUUCUGUACAGAACAUAACACAGCAGAAGUCAGUAGAUGUCAGAACUACGUAAUAUGCACUGGUGAAGAAUUCUUGAUGAACAACGGCAUCGAUCGCUCAUCUUGGGGCUUCUGGAAGAAUCAUGUGGCCUUAGCUUGUAUAAUGAUUAUCUUCUUAUCAAUUACCUAUGUGCGAUUAUUACCUCUUAAGAAAAAGAGGCAUUUUUAAAUCUCUCUUCCACUUUCUUUGAAUUAAUCUGACAUUUAAAAAAGUCAAAACUUUUCUGGUGGCCAUGUCAGUGGAGCAUCAGCGAGCACUUGAAUUCAGGAGUUUGGCCCACCAGAAUAUAAGGCAAUUAUGGGUGAAUCUUGGAUAGACAAGGCCCCAGAACUUGGGCUCCAGCAUGGAUCUUGCUAUUGCUGUGCCUUUGCAUCUUACUCUUGUAGCUGGCAUGGUGUGAAUGGGGGUGCGGGAUCCUCACUGCCUUUAAUGUAAUGUGAUUAUCUCAUGGAAACAUCCUGUUCUACUGGGCAUUUCAAAUGUGGAUUAUUAUGAAGUUGAUUUCUAAUUAAGCUGUACUGUUUAACUGAAGUAAUGAUUUUAUGCAACAAUAAUGGUAGUUUAAAUAGAAUUUUGAUGAUUAAGAGUUUUUAACACAUGUAGUAAGGGAUUAUGAUAGAGGUUAUUUUAGUGGGAAAAUUAAUAUAGGUAAACAAGGAUAUAGUGUUGUCCCCGCCCCUGAUAAAGCAGGGGCUGCAUAGGAUAGAAAAUAGGACCGAGGAAGGGUCAUCAGCUGGGACUUAGGAGUUUCUCUUGAGGAGCCUAUAGACUGUGGUUUAGGUUAAUUAAUGAUUAAGGAAAACAAUCGAGUUGGAGGAAUUAGCUCAAGAUCUUUUCAAUAUUGGGAAAUGUGUUUAUGGAUUUUGGUGUGCAUCAUAGCUAAAACAAAGCUUUAAAUAAUACUUCAUGUAACUAGAAAACAAAGAAUUUUAUGGUUAGUUAAGAUAAUUCUGUAAACUCUAAAAUGUGAAAAGUGAAACUAGUUAUCUGUUUUUCUGGCAAUUAGAAAAACUACUGUCUCUGUUAAGAGUUAUGGCUGAAUUCUAGAAGAUAAAUGUUUAACUGUAUGUGGGUGCUUGGGGAUAAUUUGCUUUUCAGUUGUAAUACAUAAAAUGUUUAUUCAUGUAAGGGAAAUGGGAAACAUGCUUUUUUUUUUUUACUUUUAUUCAUUGUAAUCAUUCACUUAAAACAUAGAAUGUAACCACAUCUUAAUUUUUAUAUUGCUUGAAAGAUUCUUCCGGGGUUUAUAAGCUGUAAGGGAAGAAAUAAUGAAGUUAGAAGGAGGACAUCAAGAAACAGUGAAAAGGAAGUCAUCAGGAAGUAGUGAGGAGGAAGUCAUCAGGAAGGAGUGAGAAGGAAGUCAUCAGGAAGGAGUGAGAAGGAAGUCAUCAGGAAGUAGUGAGAAGGAAGUCAUCAGGAAGUAGUGAGAAGGAAGACAUCAGGAAGGAGUGAGAAGGAAGUCAUCAGGAAGUAGUGAGAAGGAAGUCAUCAGAAAGCUGUGAGAAGGAAGUCAUCAGGAAGUAGUGAGAAGGAAGUCAUCAGGAAGCAGUGAGAAGGAAGUCAUCAGGAAGUAGUGAGAAGGAAGUCAUCAGGAAGUAGUGAGAAGGAAGUCAUCAGGAAGUAGUGAGAAGGAAGUCAUCAGGAAGCAGUGAGAAGGAAGUCAUCAGGAAGUAGUGAGAAGGAAGUCAUCAGGAAGUAGUGAGAAGGAAGUCAUCAGGAAGCAGUGAGAAGGAAGUCAUCAGGAAGUAGUGAGAAGGAAGUCAUCAGGAAGUAGUGAGAAGGAAGACAUCAGGGAAAAGAAAGAAGGGAAACGUCAGGGUAGAAGAACAGAACAGAAAAAGGAUAGAGUAGAACAAGCAAUGGAAACAAUAAUAAAAUGAAGAACUAAGCUUUGACCCUCAGAAAAGUCCUAACGUGUCUGUUUGUCUGUCUGUCCGUUAGUUCACCUGCUCUGCAUUUCCUCUUCAGUUUCUCUAACCUGCUGAAGACUUGCCACCCAUCAACAUCCUUGGUGAG